Messenger RNA from Cooperia oncophora, 387 nucleotides. Lineage: Eukaryota; Metazoa; Nematoda; Chromadorea; Rhabditida; Trichostrongylidae. The record is from the annotation of a GenBank genome assembly.
AUGAAAUGCAACUACGGUAAACCUGGCGACAUUUUCUCGACUGCGUUCCUGGUCUUCUGUCCAACAGCGUCGUAUUCGAUCACCAUCUAUUGCGUAGUGAAGCUCUACUUGUUCCUACUGAAAAGUAAAGGGAACAAUAUGCGUUCCGCGAUCAGCAAACAAGUAAUGCAGCGACAAAAGAGCAUUUUGGCCACUAUAUGUAUCCAGGCACUGGUCCCAGUACUCACUUACACGCCAUUGUUCAUCUCGAUCCUAUUUGUCGACAACUCGUGGGGUGGAACAACUUCUGAAGACUCAGAAUGGUUGGUUUGCGAAAAACACAGUUCUAAAGAUCCACCAACAGUGUUAAUAUUCGCUAAAAAUCCAGUCUCAUACCGUUCGCAGUAA